Molecule: messenger RNA, 2298 nt
Organism: Cynoglossus semilaevis (tongue sole)
Lineage: Eukaryota; Metazoa; Chordata; Actinopteri; Pleuronectiformes; Cynoglossidae
Gene: mpped2a
Product: metallophosphoesterase domain containing 2a
Exons: 5
Coding region: 72-734 (220 amino acids)
Molecular function (GO): hydrolase activity
Source: RefSeq, a predicted model, not a curated record
CUCCUAAGCCAGCAGGACACACCAGGUUUGUGUGUGUUUCUGAUACACACUCCCGUACAGAUGGCAUCCAGAUGCCUUACGGCGAUGUUCUGCUCCACACGGGCGACUUCACUGAGCUGGGCCUGCCUUCUGAGGUUAAGAAGUUCAACGACUGGCUAGGAGGCCUUCCCUAUGAAUUCAAAGUGGUGAUCGCUGGGAACCAUGAGCUGACCUUUGAUAAGGACUUUAUGGCUGAGCUGGUCAAGCAGGAUUACUACCGAUUCCCCUCAGUCUCCAAACUCAAGCCAGAGGACUUUGACAAUGUCCAGUCGCUCCUCACAAACUGUGUGUACCUGCAGGAUUCAGAUGUAACUAUAAAAGGAUUCCGGAUAUACGGAACACCAUGGACUCCGUGGUUCAACGGCUGGGGAUUCAACCUGCCUCGAGGUCAGUCUCUGCUGGAUAAAUGGAACCUGAUCCCUGAAGGCAUCGACAUACUGAUGACCCACGGACCUCCGCUUGGUUUUAGAGACUGGGUUCCUAAAGAGCUUCAACGAGUCGGCUGUGUGGAGCUGCUCAACACUGUUCAGAAAAGGGUCCGCCCUAAACUUCAUGCAUUUGGAGGCAUCCAUGAAGGCUACGGCAUCAUGACAGAUGGAUACACAACGUUCAUCAACGCGUCCACCUGCACCGUCAGCUUCCAGCCCACCAACCCCCCCAUCGUGUUCGACCUGCCCAACCCCUCCAGCUCCUGAGACCAGAUUAGGACUUUUGUGGGCGGGCAAUGCCAGGGGGCGGGAUCAACUCCAGUUUUUUCUAUAAAUAUGUCAAGUUUUAAAAAAGAAAAAAAAUCUUAAGUGUUUCUUUGCAAACUUUGGGUCUUCUCCACACUGUUGUCGACAGUGAGAAGAUUUGAAAAUGGUGCGUUGUGUUGGGGAUCGGGGGGUCAGGGAGGGUGAAAGGAGAAUAUCGGUGUUUGUGCCAACACUGUAGGAUUUCCUCAUAGAGUUUAUAUUUCUGCACACAAAUCAGUUCAGUUGCUCCAAAUACUGGGUCCUGUUUGCUUUGCUUUUUUUCCCCAGUGUUGUGCAAACCAGAACUAAACCCACCAGCAAUUACAACAACAGGACGACAAAACCUCAUCCCAGACAUAAUCUCUAUAAUCUACAUCACCUGAGAGCAGAAGGAGUCGUGGUGAUGAUUACAACGUUUGAUCUCUGCCUCUGCUUUCCUCAUGUUAUUUGACUUAUUUUUUUCUUAAGUUUGAAUGUUGAAAUUCUUCGGUGACUGCUCUACAAAUAUAGUGGGAACGGUGUGAAAAUAAGCUGUGUUUGACACCGAUAUUCUUCUUUUCUGGGGGUUUUUUGUGGUUAAACAAUCUUGCUCUUGAUAAAUAUUGGUCAGAUCUGUAAGAUAAAAAAUGCUUUGUGAAUUUGUACAAUUUCUUUAUGUUGGGUUUGCAUUAGCAGGACAAUGGAUGCCAUGGUUUUAUGUUGUAUCAUCUGAUUUCUUUGUUUCUGUCUUAUUGGCCGACAGGGACGCUGCCUUAAACUAGCUUUAAUGUUCUCAGCUAGCCCCCCCUCCCUCUCUCUCUCUCCCUCUAUCUCUCUCUCCCUCUUUCUCUCUCUCUCUCUGCAAGCUCAGAGAAAAGUCUAUUUAUUACCCAUCAUCCCUGAAGCAACCCCUGACAGGACGUCCAAAAUCGAUCAAAAUCUCAUUCAGUAAAUUUAACUUUCUAACGUCCCAACAAUGAUUUUUGAGCUAAUUUGGAAAAUGUAUGUAUAAAUUAUAUAUAUUAUAUUAUAUAUUCAUGUUGUAAAACAUCUGUACUAAAAGUGGUUUAAAAAAAAAAAUGCAAAAAUUGUGGUGCAUUAUUUUGCUGAAUGCACCUGAAUGAUUGACGUUUGCCACCAGCGGCUCUCCAGAUGUUUCUUAAAUGUUUUUGUAUCCACUGGUUUUUGGAUGAGAGAGGAAAAUUUGUCAGAGUCACAAUCCAACAGGUGCUGGUUGUUCCCAACAACACGCCUGCCUAAACAUUACGUUGUCCUAUUAAGUGUAAAUUUAAUAGUAUUUGUGUUUUAUUGCUCUUUUCUUUUCUUCUUAUUUUGCACUGUGUGUAAAUGCAAUCUUGCUAGCACAAAAAAAAGUUGCCAAUAGUUGUUUCAACUUCUGCCGCUGUAAAUGCUCUUCUCGUGCUCUGCUCCUCUCUCGCGCUUUCUCUGAUUGUAUCCCUCUUCAUUGAAAUGUUAGUUCUUCUUUCAGUUCAUUGUGAUAUAUUUAGCUGCCUUUAUAUGCAAAUAAAAUUGCAAGAAUUUUUAA